AUGAAACGUUGUAGUAGUUGCAAAAAUUUUUUACCUGAAACCGCAUUUAAAAAAAUUAAAGCAACGUUAUCAAAAACUUGUAAUCAAUGUUUGGAUUACCGAAACCAUAAAAAUUGUGAGAUUCGAAAAUCAAAAAAAAUUUCUCAAGAUAAUGAUUAUAUAUUUAAUAAUGACGAUGUUGAAUUGGCCGAGAUUCAUAUUAAUCAAUUAUCACAAUUUGUUGAAGAAUUUGUUGCCAAUGAGGAAAAUAAGGAGUUUGAGCUAAAUAUAUUAUUCGAUAUUAAUGAAGAGAUGAAUUCAAUUACUCAAAUUGCUAAAAAAUUACGUGAAAUAAUUGGAGAUAGUGAUGGUUAUAAAUGGAACUUUUGGAAAGUUAAUUAUUCAACUUGCCUUCCUGACCAAAAAGGAACAAUAUAUUAUCAUUGCAGUCAAUCUGCAGUUUUAAAUAAAUUUAAAAAUUCUAAUAGAAAACGAAUUACAAGAUUUGAAUGUAAUGGGCAGUUUAUUAUUCACAUUAAUAUGAUAAAUUCUAAAGCUUAUAUUAAAGUCAAGCAUUUAUUAUAUCAUGAGUGUCCUGCUAUUUCUACUGAAAUUCUAAAGGAAAUAAUUGCUAAAAUAAAUCAAAAUUAUCAUCUUGAUUCUUUACAACUUCGUUCUUAUCUAUCUACACAUUUUGAUUUACAAGAUAUUACACCUAAACAAAUUUAUUAUUGGUGGAGUGUUUCAAUUCAAUCAAAGUAUCAAAAACAUAAAGAUCCUAUUUGUUCAGCUAUUAUUUUAUUUCAAGAACAAUUUCAAGAUUGUGAAUUAUUAAUGUCAAUUAAUAAUGAUACUUUAACAGCAAUUAUUUUUUCAACACCAAAUCUUCAAAAUUUAAAAAAUAUUAAAGAAAUUCAUAUCAAUGCAACAUAUAAAACAACUAAAGUUAAAAAUGAAGUUCAAAUAUCAGAAGAAUCAAAUAUUUUAAACAUAGUUGAAAGUGAUAAUGAAAAUGAUUUAGCAAUAGAAGAAAUCGAAAGAAAAAUUGAAAAACAUGAGUAA
Cetraspora pellucida is the source of this 1041-nucleotide messenger RNA. The record is from the annotation of a GenBank genome assembly. NCBI's taxonomy places the organism in Eukaryota, Fungi, Glomeromycota, Glomeromycetes, Diversisporales, Gigasporaceae.